GUUCUGUUGCUGAUGUCUUUCGCUUCGGAUGCCUUCAUCAUUAUUGUCUGUUUGUGGCAAUUGUAUGUACUCCUUCCGUGUUUUUUUUUUACUCAGAUUUUAUUAAAGAGAGUGUACUGGAGAGAGAGGUGAAAAAGGUGGAUGGUGGAUUUUAUGUGAAAUUUUAAUUUUGCGAAUGUAUAUUCUGCAGUGAAAUUUCUCUGACUGGGAGGUUUGAGUACGUGUCAAAGAAUUUCUGUUGCAAGUGGAUGUGUGCCAUUUUCAGAUAAAAAAAUUUAUUGAAUUUUUGGAUGGUGAAGGAAUUAGUUUUUUUUUGUGCUGUCUUCUUUAGUGUAGGGAGUUUGGUUUAAGCAAGUGAUCAAACUGGUGAGCAUUCACCUGUGCCUUUGCCUCUCUGUUGUGUGGUGUGUGGAUUGAGGAAGAAGGGCGCAAAAAGGAAAGACAGCGAGUGAUUUUAGGCAGAAGGGAAUUUGGUGAAAUGAAAGAGUGUAGUGCAGACGAAAAAGUGGAAUAAAAGUAACUAAAGAAGUACUGCUGUUUGAGCAUUUCUUGGUGGCUGUGUUUUCGUUGGUCAGAGAGACUGAACAGUUGCUGGACGAGACGAAGACUGUGUGUUUGUGGCACAUAAAAAAAGGUGCUUACGGAUCGGAGGUGAAUGAGUUGCGGAGGAACGGGUGCGAAGGAAAGAAUGCCACAGCAGUUGACGAUGUCUUUCGGAUAUUAGGUGUAUUAUAUGCUGAGGUAUCAAUUUAGGUCAACGUCUUGUCGUCUCCGUUUUUCAUCUCUCUCUCAUCUAGUUUCACCACGGUAAACUGCAAUACAUCAAUUCUGUACCAUCCUCCAAGCUUUUUCUUCACACCCUCAAAUGGAAUCAAUUGAAGAUGGGAUAGAAGUCGUGCUCAGCAGUGAAAUGUGUAUAAAAUGUGAAUAGAGUGUGAAAGAAGAGAUUGCAUAUAAAAUUUGCGCGGCAAGAGAUCAUAGAAGAAGAUUGUGCAGAUUAGAAUUCCUGUAUUGUGGAUAAUUUUUUUUCUUUGCCAAACGAGCUCAAAAGUGUUACGGAGAAAAUAUGAACAUCACAGAUUAUUUUGGAUAUUUAUCAAUCCUGAUUCUGGCAUCAUUUAAUGUUGCGUAUGGGGAGAGAUAUUCAAUAUCAAAUAUGUCUCCAAAAUCAGAGAAUCCGGAUAGAUUUGUGCGUUUCGCUGAGGAUUUGGAGACGUCUCAGGCGUCUGAGACACAAGUUUGGGAGAACCGUAAUCCAAACAGUCGAGAUCACAAUCAUGAACGAGUUGAAAGAUCUGCCUUGCCUAUUAUCAAUGAUAUCUCUGCAAGGUCUGAGCUUAAGCAUGUUGAUGAUAAUGAUGUUGAGGCAUCUUCGAGUUCUGGACGAUAUUUUACCAUGAUUGAACCAACAACGUCAAUUCGGGCUGAAAAUGAUCUGUUGACAGGGGAAAUGACACAGAAAAUGCGAUUUGGAAAGGAUCUCGAGAGUGAGUCUUUUUUAGUGAAAGGGGGUCCUCCCUCGGGGACCCCAUCAAUCAAUGCGACGCCCACAUCCCAGAUUGUGGAAUCUGAAACAACAACGCCCAAAAUUAACAAUGGACCUCGGCAAAAUGCCAAUCCGGACAUUCAAGAUAUCAUAACAGGAAUUGUAAAACUCUUAAAUGGGAAUGUCAAUGUUCAUGCAAAUACUCAAAUAACACGUAGACCAAUUGCAACAAGAAUUAACAAUAGGGGUCCACCGAGAAUUUCUGAUGCUCAGCCAAUUGGGGAAUUUGAAGCAACACCAACAUCUUCAUUGAGACCACCACCACCUUAUCCCUUUGACCGACCAGAAGGUCCUGUAAGACCUUUUCUAACUGGUGUCCCAAUUCCUGAACAAAUUGUUCCGUCAAUGCAGCAAAACUAUCGUCCGGGAUUUAUUUCACAAAAUCGACCACCUUGGCAACGACCAAGACCACCAAGACCACCACUUGGAAGUAAUACCAGGCGUCCAAUUCCUCCAUAUAAACCUCUGCCGUUGUCUGAACAUCUUCAAGGUAAGGAUCCCCCAACCCUUCCACCCCUUACAACGUCAACAGCUGAGACUGUAACUGAGGGAAAUAUGACGGAAACAAAUUUGGAUGUAAAUACUUAUGAAGUAUCCGUCGAGGGUCCUGAACAAGAUGUCAAAAAGGAAAGCACUGAAGAAGAUGUACCAGUAAAAAAAGAAGAAUUAUCAAAGAAAAAGGACAAACCAAAGUCCACGGAGAAGAAACCAAUUAUACCUGUGACUCCAUUUGAGAUCACUAGUUCUACUGAGAUGGCCAGUAAAGUGACUACGUCAACAGUAGCAGAAAUAGUGUCUAGUGAUAGGAAGGAAACAUCUUCAGUUCAAAUUGAAUCGUCAAUUGAGGAUAUUCCUGUACCAUCGUCCAUUUCGACAGAAACAAUUGAAAAAGUCCCAGAAAUCACAAAGAUCCCAUCGGAGAUUCCGUUAGAAACAUCUUCAGCAAUGACUAAACUAGAAAUUUCAACAACAGAAGUUGAAAAAUCUUCUACGUCUCAUCAUUCAACGCUUCCCUAUCAUCCUCGGCCGGGAAUUGUUCUUGAUGAUCCAGAAUUCAAACCAGGUGGUCAAGGACGUCCUCGACCAUCACCUCAACGUCCUUCAAAACCCCAUCCUUAUGUGAGUAAUUCAGCUCAGCCACCAGGAUAUGGAGAAAUCUUUGAUGUUACCCUAUCGGCCAUUCAGGGUCCAACUGGUGGUAAUUCUGGUGUUCAGACGGUCAAUAUUAAGCCCUUUGGAGCCAUUGGAACUGGAGAUAUUAUAGUAUCACCAACUGGAGAUGAAGGUUUUGUUUCAAUUGACGGCAAAAGGACAUACAUCAAUCUGUUUGGGGAACCAACUGAAGCACCAUCAUCUAUCACAAAGACUUCUACCACCAUCAAACCAACACCUACAAUUCCGCCAGGACAUACAGGAACUGGAUAUGCUGUUGCGGAAACUGAAAGUGUCAAAUUGUCACCACCAAGAGUUCCUCAAUAUCGGCCAAGGCCCCAAAAACCACCCGUUCGCAUUGAUACAUGCAUCGUGGGAGAUGAUUCAACAUGUGAUCAGGCACAAAAUGAGCGUUGCAAGACAGAUAAUGGAGUAUCCAGUUGCCACUGUCGUCCAGGUUACUCACGCCGGAAGCAUCGAGAACCAUGCCGAAAGGUUGUAUCUUUGUUUAUGUCACUUCGUGUAGAUAGGAUCUAUGAGAGACGCGUGGUGUGGGAUCAAAAGCUGGCAGAUCAUUCCAGUGAACCGUAUGGACAGCUGAGUUUUGAAACUAUGCGUGCUGUGGAUUCAGCCAUGUCAAUGACACCAUUCUCAGAUGAAUUCAUGGAAGCUCAUGUCAAUGGAAUCUACAAGGGAGAUCCUGCUAAAGGAUCAGCUGGUGUCUUUGUCAAUGUCACUCUUCAGCUUGAGGAGAAUGGUGAUACACUGCGGCCAGCACUCAAAGGAGACAUUCAGAGGCAUCUUUUGGGUGUUAUUCACCGACGUAACAACAAUAUUGGGAAUUCGGCGCUUUUUGUGGACAGUCCACCGGGUGCUGUAACAAGUUUGCAGGAUGUGGAUGAGUGCAUGUCAACUGAAUUGAAUGAUUGUCAUCCAGAGGCCCUAUGCACUAAUGUGUGGGGUAGUUUUCGAUGUGAAUGUACGACUGGACUCAGGGAUCCUUGGGCUGAUCAACCACAACGUGCUGGACGGAUAUGCCAAUCGUGUCCGGACACUUUUUGCAACAACCGUGGCACAUGCAGCUAUGAUGCUGCUGGAGCUCAGACAUGUUCAUGUCUCAGCAAUUACUAUGGAGCUCAGUGUGAGAUUGAUGGAGAAGUACUGGGAGUAGCUAUUGGAGCAUCAGUUGCAGCAGUGAUUAUCAUCGUGCUAACACUCAUCUGUUUAGUCAUGUGGAGUCGCAGAUGGCACAGAGAACAGAAAAAUGCCAUUGGAAGUCCAGUAUUUGGGUAUAUGGCAGGUACACAGGUGAAGACGCCAGUGAUGGGACAGGCACCCUACCAAAUGACACUGGAGGAUAGGAUGCGAUGGGCCCAGAUUGCUGAUGUAAUGGCUCAGGCUAAUCAUUAUGCAGCUGAGCCUGUAGCUGCAUCAACGAGGCCUUCGUCGGCUAUCUUUGGGUAUCCAGGAAUGCAGACGAUGGCCAGCCUGGGCGGUAUGAGUGGCAACAUGUCCAUGGCUGGCACAUUGCCCAUGCAUUCAAGCACCAUGCCGCCGGUGCCCCUCCCAAGACUGACACUAAAUAAUCGAUCGAGUGGUAUGAGAACACUCGAAAAUUCCAGUUCUAGCGAAGAGGAAGACCGAACGGAUCUCCUAGGAAGAAAUUUCCAAGUUCCCCGUCCAAAAUCUCGCAGCAAUGCGAGUGUCACAACUGCUCAGAGUGAUUUUGUCUACUUCCAGAAUCAAUCUGGCAUCUAUUAUGAUGUGGACUAUGAACCAAAUGCGGGUGAUAUGUAUGGCGGUGGAGUUGGUGGAGGACAGACAUCCAAUCAUCCAAUUCCUGGACCCCAGGGCAUUCCCAUGAGCACAUAUACAGCCGGACGUGCUCCGGCUUCAUACUAUAUGAAGUGAUCCUGAGGAUCAUACCACAAUCUUUGGGAAAGUAAUCACUUUGUUGUGAGCCAGAAAAGACAGAUGGAUAACUUGUGAGUCAGUAGCAUAUAGAAAUUAUUUUUUAAUAUAAAUACUUAACGAUUUUGUCAAAUGA
This is a messenger RNA of Phlebotomus papatasi, 4745 nucleotides long. RefSeq lists its product as uncharacterized. The record is from RefSeq and is a predicted model, not a curated record. NCBI's taxonomy places the organism in Eukaryota, Metazoa, Arthropoda, Insecta, Diptera, Psychodidae. Gene Ontology annotation, molecular function: calcium ion binding. The coding region runs from base 1067 to 4609 and encodes 1180 amino acids. The transcript is spliced from 7 exons.